Molecule: messenger RNA, 447 nt
Organism: Pelobates cultripes (western spadefoot toad)
Lineage: Eukaryota; Metazoa; Chordata; Amphibia; Anura; Pelobatidae
Source: the annotation of a GenBank genome assembly
AAAAACGAGAAAAUUUGCAGUGGAGAAAUCAGAAAAGAGACUUCUCCCCUGCAACAAAGUUUCCUAGAUAUAAAAGUUAUAGUGAAGCCGUCAAAUCAAAUCCAACCCAAAGAGGAGAAAGAAGGAAUUUCACACAGAACCCACAUGAAUUUAAUAGAGAAAGAGAAAGAUAUCAUCGAGAUGAAGGUGAAACGAGUAAAGAGGGUAGAGAACAAAGGAAAUAUUCACCAAAAAUACAGAGGAAGAGAUUAGAGAAGGGGCAGGAUUUACCACAUACUUCCAAUCAGAACCCCAUAUCUCCUUUUUUUCGGAGGGAUCCAGUCAAGGAAAGAUUGAAACAAACACAGCAGACCAGUAUAUGGGAAUCCCCAGGCAAGCGCAGAAGAUCGGUAACACAAGAAGGAGAACCCGAGGAAGGAGAAGAAACGAGAUACAGGGAGAAGAGAG